Lytechinus variegatus (green sea urchin) is the source of this 2614-nucleotide messenger RNA. Its product is annotated as ankyrin repeat domain-containing protein 27-like. The record is from RefSeq and is a predicted model, not a curated record. Bases 481 to 1944 code for a protein of 487 amino acids. Gene Ontology annotation, molecular function: protein binding. Lineage: Eukaryota; Metazoa; Echinodermata; Echinoidea; Temnopleuroida; Toxopneustidae. The transcript is spliced from 3 exons.
UCGAUGAAGUUGAAUAUCGAACGGUUCGCAGUAACAACACAAAGCACGUCGAUUCCGAGGAAUAAGUAAUUCGCUGGCGCGGUACAAUAAAUAGGCUGGCACGACUAUCCGUGAGUCAGAACUUCGCCUUAUUUCAUUCGGAACACACCUACCAAAACCGCUCUGACUAAGGAUAAAAUAAUUUGUGUAGUAUACUACAAUAUUGAUACUGAAUAUAUACUACUGCAUUCAUCAAACUGCUCACUUGAGUUUUCCUACAACUUUGUGGAAUUAAUUUUUCUUUUGCUGGUAAAAUUGUAAUUGACUUUGGACUCUAUUCCAGUGGAACUCCAUCCCGUGGUCGACCACAGCUUAUCAGUUAUCACCCUUCUAAUCCAAGAGCAGACGACACCUGUGAUCGUCACAUGUUCGUGUGCUAUCGUAUCGUCUGAUCAGCGUGAUAAAACCGUCUGCUAUCACGCGAGGAUAUUCAGUUAUACUAUGCGCUCUUUGCCCAACUGCAGUGGUACACCCACUCUGCUCUCCAAGACAGCUUUUCGUGAGAUCGUCAUGGAUCCUACACAGAACCUGAUGACGGCACUGAAGUCGAACAGCUUCUCCAAAAUCCGUUCCGCCAUCAAGAUGCCCUGUGUGGACGUCAACCACUGCGACGUCGAGGACAGCUGCCGCACACCGCUCAUGAAGGUCUGCGCAUCGAGUGAGCCAUCCGCCACCGCUCGCCGUGAUCUGGCCAAACUGCUCCUCGCCAAGAACGCCGAUGUCAACGUCGCCGAUAAUGACGGCUUGACGGCUCUUGCCAUCGCCUGCAGCUGUGGCGACGUCGGAAUGGUCAGGUUACUCGCCGAAGACAGCAGCGUCGAUCCCAACGUGGCCGAUGUCGACGGUAACACACCUCUCAUGCUCGCCUGCCGAGCUGGUCAUCCCGAAGUCGUCACUGCACUUCUAACCAUCUUUGGGAGAUUUGGACUCAAAAUUGACGACACAAACAACAAAGGUGUCACGCCACUGAUGGAGGCUGCUCGUGCAGGAAACACCGAAAUCUGUCGAGCCCUCGUACAAGAAGGUCGUGCAGAUGUCAACAUUCGUGAGUCAACGUCCUACUGCACAGCGUUCGAUUUCGCCAUCGAGAGCGGGCGCUGUUCCACUCCCGAGCUCCUGCUCCUGUCACCAGUGGCGCAGAGGAAGCUGAACGCCAGGCAACACCGUCAGGCAGUGGGACACAAGACGCUUAAAGAGGUCAUCGAGAACUCCAACCUGCAUUGCCCGAGGAGUGAAAGGCUUAAACCCACAAAACUGUCGGUGGCUUCGAAAUACGAGGCAUACCCACUCCCAACAGAAUACGCUCAGCAAGCCAACAGCAUGGUGUUCCAAGUUAGCAAGCGGCUCCAGAGGCUGUCUGAAGACAGCGAGGGUGAACUCAAGGAGGAGGCCGAGAUGGAGGAGGAGAGGAAGCGUGCACCGAUCAGGAGAAGGUAUUCCCUGCCGUCCGCUCGCCACUGCGUCUAUGGUGGCGGCCCCAACAAAGUCCACAGAAUCACGCCUUUCCACAACCAGACCGCCUCCGGAUCACCAAGACUUGCCCGUGGCAAGGGUACCCCAUCCUGGCUGAAGCUCCCGCCCGUUCCUGAGACGACUUCCCUUUCUCGCAGCCCAUCUCCGUCCGAGCCUAUCGUUGAAGAAUCAUCAACCACUGAAAAGAUGCCUCCUGCUUCAAGCUCAAAGUCAAACGUUGACUCCUCCAAGAUCAGGUCGGAGAGUCCGACCAGGAGCUCCACUAUGAAAUCCAUCCGCGUACUCCCUUCCAACUGCAGUGUCCAAGCCAGGAGGUGCCCGCAUGAUGCUUCCAUCGCCAGCAUGUCCUCUCACAAGCGACCUUCCCUAAGAAUAUCACACUCGUGGGAAGGUAGGCCCUCCAACACCGUGCCGUCCUACCUCUUCAGGUGAAAAAAGAAAACGAACAUUUUUUGAACUUUAGAACACUAAAUCUGCUGCACCACAUUUAUCAACGCCGUGAAAGAAGUGCAAUUUGUGUGCCAUUGUAGUAUAAUCACUCUGUUGAUACUGAUAAUCAUUUCUUGUAUUUCUUGACGCAACAAAAUCGAAGGAGAAGUUGCUUUGUCCCAAACCAUAGACUUUUUGGAUUGAAGAGAAAUUUCGAAUUUCAGAACUUUUCUUCUAGGUUUUUGUUUGUCCUCGUGGUCGGUUUAAGUACUAUUGUGCAAUAUUAUCAUGUCUGAAACUUACACAAACUGAAAUGAAUUCAAACGAAUUCAUGAAUUCAUCUGCCGAUGAAUUACAUCAUCUAUUCUUCGAAAUUGAAUAAAGGGUUCAUUUUGACAAGUGGCGAAACGAUAAUCAAGGGGGGAUGCAAAUCAGAUAUGUUUGAAGAUGUUGCUUUAUAAUGAAUAUUGAUUAUGUACUCUUUGAUCUCAAAUGCCACGCACAAAAGUAAUUGUAAACGAAUCGCCGCUUUAUCGUAAAAAUUCAUAUUUAUGAUGCCUUAUUCACUGAGUGGUCGUGCUGGACACCGCAUUGGUCAUUAUAAACAUCGAUAUGUUAUGAUUGUGUAAAUUAUUGAAAAGAGAAUAUAUAUUUAUAUCACCUUACAAAUUAA